Messenger RNA from Octopus bimaculoides (California two-spot octopus), 3404 nucleotides. Its product is annotated as DNA-binding protein SMUBP-2. NCBI's taxonomy places the organism in Eukaryota, Metazoa, Mollusca, Cephalopoda, Octopoda, Octopodidae. Gene Ontology annotation, cellular component: nucleus; cytoplasm. Gene Ontology annotation, molecular function: ATP hydrolysis activity; DNA binding; zinc ion binding. The record is from RefSeq and is a predicted model, not a curated record.
CCAUAAAAAGAAAGAGGGAAAGAGAACAUAGCAUAUCCUAUUGUAUAUAAUAUUUUUACAAAAUGGUUGAAGAAUUUGUCUCAAAAACUUUGGCACUUCUUGAAGAAGAGCGAAAUGCAGAAAUAAAAGAAAAUAGCUAUUUUUAUGAGAAACUUCCUCCAAAACAAUUAGAAAAGAAAGGAGUCUGCCUUCUAAAGCUGCACCUUGCUAGCCAGGCAUCUGGUUUUUAUGGUCGUAUGAUUGUUACACUUGAACCAUGGAUGAAGAAAGAACUACCAUCUCAUUCAUUUACACCAGGUGACAUUGUUCAGCUCAGUUUAAAUCAGAAAAAUGCUGCACAGUCUGAGAAUAUUGCAGUUGGUAUUGUUUCCAAGACCACCUCUAACAGUAUUUCAGUAGCAUUUGAUGAAUAUAAAGACAUAGAGACCAUGUCUUCUGAUGCUCAUUAUAAACUUCUCAAAAUUGCUAAUGAUGUGACUUAUAAGAGAUUAAAAAGUGCUGUAAGUGGAUUACAUAAAGCAGGAAAUGGAAGAGCCAGCGAUUUAUUGGAUAUUUUAUUUAAUCAUAAAUUCAUUCCUUCAGAAAAAUGUCAUGAUUUUACAUUUUACAAUACAAAUCUUGAUGAAUCUCAGAGAGAAGCUGUGAAAUUUGCAAUAAAUCAAAAGAAUAUCGCUAUAAUUCAUGGGCCACCUGGUACAGGAAAAACUACCACAGUUAUUGAGAUUUUGUUGCAAGCUGUCAAGCAGAAACAAAAGGUUCUUGUGUGUGCACCCUCUAAUAUUGCUGUGGAUAAUCUUGUGGACAGAUUAGCCCUGCUGAAACAGAAUAUUCUUCGUAUUGGUCAUCCAGCUCGUCAAUUGCCACAUCUACAAAAAUAUUGUUUAGAUGCAAUUCUUUCAUCAAGUGAUGGUGGAAAGCUAAUCAUGGAUGUCAAGAAGGAUUUGGAUAAAGCUUAUAAUCAACUCCUGAAAUCAAAUAAAGGUGGAGAAAAAUAUAAAUAUAGAGAAGAGAUAAAGGUCUUGCGAAAAGAACUUCAUCAAAGAACAUUACAGAGUAGCACUGAAAUCCUAAAGCGUGCUGAUAUUAUCCUAUCCACCUUAACAAGUGCAUCUGAUGAUGGACCCCUUAAAGAAUUGAAAUAUAAUUAUUUUGACAUGGUUAUCGUUGAUGAAUGUUCACAGGCAACUGAAGCUGCCUGUUGGAUACCAAUUCCUCGAGCUCCUAAAUGUGUUUUGGCUGGAGAUCACUGCCAGCUUCCACCUACUAUUAUAUCAAAGGAGGCAGCUAGUGCAGGUUUAGAGAUAACACUGAUGGAGAGAGUCUUGAAGGAAUAUGGAAAUAAAGUAAAGAAAAUGUUAGCCACUCAGUACCGAAUGCAUCAGCAUAUUAUGGAAUGGUCAUCGAAACAGCUGUAUGACAAUGAACUCAUUGCAGAUUCUUCUGUUAAAAAUCAUCUUCUGAAGGAUUUGGACAGAAUAGAAGAAAAUGAACUAACUACAGAACCACUAAUAUUGAUUGACACUGCUGGUUGUAAUCUGCCUGAACUGGAAGUUCCAGAAGAAAUAUCAAAGGGCAAUGAAGGGGAGGCUGAAAUUGUUAAUUACCAUGUAAGGAAGCUUAUAUCUAGUGGUCUUUCAGUUGAAGAAAUUGCAGUUAUUGCACCAUACAACCUUCAGGUUGAGUUACUGCGACUGAAAAUGAGUUCUGAUUAUCCAAAAUUGGAAAUAAAGUCAGUUGAUGGUUUCCAAGGCCGAGAGAAAGAAGCUGUUGUUAUUUCCUUAGUGAGGUCAAAUCAAAAAGGAGAUGUUGGUUUUCUAUCAGAAAGCAGACGUAUAAAUGUAGCGAUAACAAGAGCCCGCCGUCACUUAACUGUUGUUUGUGACAGUGAAACUAUGAGACAUGACAAAUUUCUGUCUUCGUUAAUGGAUCAUUUCUUCGAUAAAGGAUUUGUUUAUUCAGCAAAUCAGUAUUUAAAUGGUUUGUAUUCAUGCAAAAGGGGAGCUUGUGUCUUUGUUUCUUGUCUGCGAGGAUUGUGGCUCAUCUGCUCAUUAGUUUGGAUUACAGUCCUUACUUUUUACUAUUUCAGCAAAAUAUCUAAAGCCGACAAGGAUGCGAAACGACAUAAUGAGCUGCAUAAAACUCUCACAGAUUUCUCAAAAAACUCGGAGGAAACUGCGAAAAUUUUCCCAUCUACACUGAAUUCUUUUGAAAGAAUGUUGGUACAUGAAAUAGCCAACAAAUUGGGUUUGAUACAUAUCAGUGAAGGAGACGGCAAGGACAGACAAAUAAUUGUUAAAAAAUCAGAUGAUGAACAACAAGUAAUUAGCCAUAAUGAUACACUUGAAAAUAACCCUUCCAAAUACUUGGUUGAUAAUGAACCUGGAGAUAGCUGUACAGGAAUGUCUACUGUUUCUUCCUCUAACUGUGAUGAUGAUACAACAACAAACCAAGCAAUGUCUAUUGAUUCAAGUGAAUUGUUGGAUGAAUCACUACUUAUGACAGAAAAACAGGAUAAAAAAACGAAGAAAGUAAAGAAACAAAAUAAAUCAGUGCCGGUUUUUGAUUUUGAUAAACCUGCAGAGGACACUGAAAUUUGUUCUUAUUGUUUACGGCAAAUUUUAAAAAGCAAUUAUGACUUGCAUAUCCUUCAUUGUUCCAAGAGUAGAAAAACUAACACUAAGAAUUCUAAACCAACUCAAAAGACCAAAGUUAAAGCCAAAUCUGAUAAAAUGACAAAGGCUCUAAACAAUGUUGAUCCAGAUGACUUUGAUGCUUUAAUAUCAGCAGCUAUGGAAGUAAAUAAUAAAUGUAGUUUCCCUAAAUGUAAAGAAAAGACCCAUGUACUGCGUAUACACUGUGAAUUUUGCAGGCUUCAUUAUUGUAUAUCUCACAGCAUGCCAGAAAUUCAUGGCUGUGGAGCUGAGGCAAAAGUUCAAGCUCGUAAAAUAAUUUCUCGUGAUGGUGUAAUAUAUAGUGGAAGUGGUGUUCCUAGCAAAUUACCAAAUGCAGUUAAAAGCGCUCGUCUUCAAAGUAAGUUAGAUAAGAAGUUGACAGAAAUGUCAGACCAACGUAAACAAAAACAGAAGAAAAGCUAAUUUAUUUAUUUAAUUACAGGGAAAUUGUUGCUUUCUUGGUAUUCAACAUCUAAUGCUGGUUUAUUAAUAUGCAGCAGUGUCUUGGGAAAAAAACAAAAAAAGUUUUCAUUUUGUCAAUAAAUUGAUGAAGUUUGGUAAUAAAAAUAUAACUUCUGACUUUGGAUAAAUUAUCAAGUUUUUCAAUAUAAAACUUAUUUUAACUUAUUUUUGAUGAGUAAACAUAAAAUGCUUUGAAUAAAAAAUAUUUUGUUGAAAGAUAAAUAGGCAAUAAAAUUUGCACUGUAUAUGAAAUAAAAUUAUGCUAUCAUA